AUGUCACCGAAUAAUCGAUUUUUUUCACGGUUUUUUUCUCGUUUCUCAACUACCAAUAAUGAUCAUCAUCGAGCUCAUCAACUUGUUAAUACAGAAGAUGAAAUAAAUGUUGAUGAUCCAUCCGAACAAUCAAUAGUUGAAGAACAAAAUCUUGUUUCACAACCAAUAAUACCAAUUACAACAAGAGUGCAUUCAUCAUCAUCCAUAUUAAAACGAUAUGAACGAAAUUAUAUUUCAGCAUCAUGUAGUAUGUUUGCUAUAGCUGCAUUAGCGGUAAGUCUAUCUGAUUACCGAUGGCUCUGGUUAAAUGGUGGUUUAUG
Rotaria sordida is the source of this 320-nucleotide messenger RNA. The record is from the annotation of a GenBank genome assembly. NCBI's taxonomy places the organism in Eukaryota, Metazoa, Rotifera, Eurotatoria, Philodinida, Philodinidae.